Molecule: messenger RNA, 3438 nt
Organism: Cyclopterus lumpus (lumpfish)
Lineage: Eukaryota; Metazoa; Chordata; Actinopteri; Perciformes; Cyclopteridae
Product: transmembrane protein 87A-like
Exons: 20
Coding region: 20-1672 (550 amino acids)
Biological process (GO): retrograde transport, endosome to Golgi
Cellular component (GO): Golgi apparatus; Golgi cisterna membrane
Source: RefSeq, a predicted model, not a curated record
CUUAGUAGGAGACCCACGGAUGAAGAUGCCAGAUGCACGGUCCCAUCGGUUGUGUUUCCUGCUUUUUGCAUCGUUUUUCUGUCUCGGCACGGCGGCAGAGGUCUCCGUGUGGAACGUGGAGAUCAACUCGACACAAGAUGUGGUGUUUCGGAAGACGCUGUACACCAACACCACCAUAUUCAUGAAGUUCCAGGGUGACCCAAUGUUAUGUGAUAAAAGCCUGGCCUUUAACAUCAGCUGGUACCUGCGCUCCUCUGUUUGCUACAAUGAGGUUUUCAACACACCCGACAACAAAGCCAUGAAUAUGUUUGGUAUGGACCACAUGUUGAAAGACGGGUGGAGUGGCUUUUACAGUCAGGGCUACAUGUACUUCGACAACUGCUCCUCCCUCUUCUUACCGAAGGUUUAUUAUACCGACUUCAACCCAUAUCAGCCCCUCACUAGCCCAAAGAGUGACCCUUCGAAUCAGAGCCUUAUUUGGCCGGACAAGCCGGAUAUCAGUGCCGUGGCCAACGCUUGGGAGGACAGUCCGUAUCUGUUCAUAGUGAAGGUGCAGCCGUUGUUCCGCGGCAUUGAGGAUGAAGACAUCGGGGCCGAGCAGAUCAGCUUUGCUUUCACGAUGAAAGUUGAGAUGAAGGGACCACAUGACUACUCUUCUCCAGCAGACUGGCCCCUGAUGAUGUUCUUCAUGGUCAUGUGCAUUGUGUACGUGCUGUUCGGGGCUCUCUGGCUCUUCUGGUGUGCCUGCUAUUGGAGGGAUCUGCUGCGGAUCCAGUUCUGGAUCGGUGCCGUCAUCAUCCUCGGCAUGCUGGAAAAAGCUGUGUUUUACUCCGAAUAUCAGAGCAUCCGUUACAAAGGAGACUACGUUCAAGGGGCUGUGAUUUUUGCUGAGCUGCUUUCUGCACUUAAAAGAUCUCUGGCCCGAAUCCUGGUCCUCAUUGUCAGUCUUGGCUAUGGCAUAGUCAAGCCCAGGUUAGGUACCACAGUCCACCGGCUGGGAGCUGUUGGGCUCCUCUACCUGCUCUUCUCCUCUGUGGAAGGUGUGCUAAGAGUGACAGGUGGUUUCUAUGGGACGGUCGCCCUGGUGGCUAAUCUCAGCCUCUCCCUUAUUGACUCCUGCGUCAUGUGGUGGAUUUUCAUCAGUCUGUCUCAAACCACCCGUCUCCUGAAGCUCCGCAGGAAUAUAGUGAAACUGUCGUUGUAUCAGCACUUCACCAACACCCUCAUCUUCUCUGUUGUCGCUUCCAUCAUAUUCAUCAUCUGGACCACCAAAGUCUUCAAGCUGGUCGACUGCCAGAGGGGUUGGAGGGACUUGUGGGUAGACGAUGCCUUCUGGCGUCUCCUGUUCUCCACCAUUCUGCUGGUCAUCAUGGUGCUGCUGCGGCCUUCUGCUAACAGCCAGAGGUUCUCCCAUUCUCCUCUGAUUGAUGAAGAUGAUGACGAGGAAGAGGCCAAGGAGCCAAUGCUGAGUGACGCUUUUGAGGGAAUGAAGAUGAGAGGAUCAAAGCCUGACUCUAAUGGCUCCCAGAAAUUGUUGAGUAAAGAGGAUGAAAACCUAAAAUGGGUUGAGGAGAACAUUCCUACAACUGUUGCUGAUGUAGCUCUUCCUGUAAUGCUCGAUGAAGAAGAGGAAAUCCUGAAAACCAAGAUGGAGAGAUCCAAAAUGGAGUAGACGUGAACGGAAGAAGAUGACGCGAGAAUGAAAAGAAAGCAAUUUCACUGAGGCAGCGAUGAAUGCGUUCUGAGUGAUCCGAUUACCAAAAACAAAAAAAGAUGUGCGCAAACCCAACUGUUCUCUCCAUACAGUUUACAUUUUUUUUAAAUUUUAUUUCACAUGUGUUUUUUAUUUCACACUAAUAAGCUCAAAGAAGCUUGAAUAGUGUGUUUCUAUUAAGGCGCGAUUGUGCAACGCGUAGUUGGAUGGGUUGGCAAUAACACAGCAGAGCACUUUGAUAAAUAUUGUAUUUGUUUCAAAGAUGUUUCUUUAAUUUCUAACACUAAGCGGAAACUAGGCAAUUUUUACACAAUGCCCUUGUAGAAAAUAGAAUAUUUAUCAAAAAUCAUUGUCUUAUUGUUUUAGACUAACGCAAUAUUUAAGUUUCACCACACGCUUCAAAUUGAAAAAGCCUGAUGAGUCAAAUUCGUUGGACUUUGAGGACUGAUUUUAAAUCGUGAUGAUGAUGUGGCGGUUCUUUCAGCCAAGAGGUCGGAUCCUUGUAUGAAUGGAAACGAGAGCUGAAAACGACAAAUUAUUCUGCAUAAUGUUUAAAGCAACACAGCUUCGGACACUUGAACUCAAGGUUAUCUCCAGAGAUGUGCUGUGCCCGUGCACUGUAAAAUAUAGAAGAAACCCCACUGUUUUCAACAGGUGUUUUAUUGCAUUACAUAUCUAAUCGGUCACAUGAUGACAUACAUUUAAUAUAUAUAAAUGAGCAGGCGACUGUACGGUAUGGUUAACCAUUUAGCCAGAUAACAAAUCAAUGCUUUUACCUAAUCGGAGAUGAUUUCCUGAGCAAAUUUCUUAUGGCUGCACCAACAAAUUAUUUAUACGUCUUAUUGUUCACACACACGACUAACGCGUCGUCUGGCUAACUGAGUAAUCCUCGGUAAGUUACUGUUACUCUAUGUAAAGACAGCUGCAUCAGUGGAUAUCAAUACUUGAAGCAUAUCACGUAAAACGUGCUACGUUUGUGUUUUGGGGGAUUCUUGAGUUAACAAGAACGCAACUGUUUUCUGUAUACUAUCGUAAACACAGCGUCAUCGGAAGUGUUCGUAUUGGGCGCCCAAGAGUUGCGAUUUUCAAGCUUUUGUUAACCAGUGAAAGACUGCUUGGUCCUUAGCGAGUUGGGAAAAUGUAUAACCUUAAUUAAAAACAUUUUCCAGACCCGUUUUCACACAGAAGUAGUCAUGAGGAAAGAAUUAAGGAUAUUUAUUACAACAUAUUUAGCUUCUAACAUAACAUUAGUGUUAUGUCCACUUCAUGUCACCAACGUGAAAACUGAAUCACAGAAUCCAUUGAUGAGCUUCACGAAUGUGGUGUGGGCCUAAAUUCAAAUAUAUGUUUGAUUGACUGAAUGUAUGUAAUUAUUUUCUAAGAUCCUCACCCAAAUUCAGUAGCACAGGUUAAAUGCUAAAUGUAUAAUUUUCAUUUGCCUGCAAUUACAGAUUCCUUUGAGUUUAUCCCAUUCACACUGCAAGUAAUCUCGCCUUAUGUGGCAGAAUUAUAUCCCGUCCUUGUGCACUCUACUGCAGGAUAUUCUAAAUUACUUAAUUUAUGUUUUGUUUUUUUAUAUUUGUCAAAGUGUUGUUGAGGAUACUUUUUUUUUUUAAGAGACUGAAGCCCAAUUUCUGGAUGUGAGUCUGCAUUGUAAUGUGAAGCUGAUUAUAUUGUAUGGCUUUUUGCGUAUGUCCUGCAAAUAAAAUUUAUAUUGAAACAAA